CGUUUCUUUUUUUCAACAAUCAAAUUUGUUGAGGCCGCCAUCACAGUUGCUCUGCUCUUCUCGUGUGUUAUCAAAAAUUUGUGAAGAAAAAUUGCAUUUAAACAACUGAAAAGUUGCUAACCUGUGCCUAAAUUUAUUAAUUUAACAAUUAUUUUUUAAGUUCCUGAGUUCUUUUUUAAUCACACAUCAAAAAUGUUUUGGGGACUCAUUUUAAAAGCUAACAAAAAAUACACGCAAACAACAAAGCAGGCAUUCCAUGUAUCUCAAGCCGCCCUCGAUGUUACCUCGUGCAGCGAUGGUCCCAUCCAGCUUUUCCUCACAUACGAGAACAUCAAAUAUUUGAUUUGUACUCUUCGCAAGAACACCGCCGAACAAGUUAUGUUGGAUUUGAAUUUCAAUGAAGGCGAUGAGAUUUCUCUCCAAAGUCAAGGUAAUGGAACAAUUCACAUUUCUGGAUACAUCACAGAUCUAAGUGAUCAAUUGGAUGAUAUGUCCGAUGAAGAAUCCGAUGCUAUGGAAGAGAUGAUGGCUCUUUCAAAGAAGCUAAAGAAAUCCGACGGAAAAGCCAACAAUAGCAAAUCUGGCAAAAAAGCUGAGGCAGUAGCCGAUGAAGAUGACGACGAUGAUGAGGAAGAUGACAGCGACUUCAACGGUGAGCCAGAAGGUGCAGCUGAAGACAGCGAUGAUGACGAAGAAGAAGACGACGAAGAUGAUGAUGAUGAAGAAGGAGAUGAUGACGAUGACGACGAUGAUGAGGAAGAAGACGAAAGUGAAGACGAAGAGGUCCAACAACCAAAAGCCAAGCAAAUUAAAUUAGAAAAGCCAAAGCAAAACGGUGUUGAAUCACAAAAGAAAGAGGGAAAACAGAAAAAAGACAAGAAAGAAGCUCUCCAACAACAACAAGCAGCCCAAAAGCAAAAGAGUGAACAAUCACUCGCCGGUGGAGUAAAAAUUGAAGACAUUCGCGUGGGUAAUGGACCCGAAGCAAAAACUGGCAAAAGAGCGCAAGUCUACUAUGAAGGUCGUCUCAAGUCAAACAACAAAGUCUUUGACAGUCUGAAGCAAGGUGCUCCCUUCAAGUUUGGUUUGGGACGCGGUGAAGUCAUCAAGGGAUGGGACGUUGGUGUUGUCGGCAUGAAGGUUGGAGGAAAGAGACGCAUCACUUGCCCAGCACAUAUGGCCUACGGUGCACGAGGAUCCCCACCAACAAUCCCACCAAACAGCACAUUGGUGUUUGAAGUUGAAUUAAAAGGAGUGCAGUAAAUAAUUUUACGAUGUAAGCGAGGAGUGUGCAGGAGGAGUAUUUCUUAAUUUUUUUUGUUGAGCCUUUCUUAUUAAAAAUUGUAAAAUCGUUACUUUUUUUUUCCUAAACCAUUUUUAUCUCUGUUACUACAAAUGGAACAAAACAGCAAAAGAGUUAAUUAACAAUUUGUUUCUGUUGGUUUCUCUUUUUUAAAUGUUUUUUUCGUUUUUCUUUUUUUUUUAAUUGAAUUAAAAACUUAUCGUUAAAGUUUGUUGAUCGACAUCAUCAUAAAACAACAAUUAUUCUUUUUAUAGAAACAGAAUUAAAGAAACUGAUAGUUUAAGAAAAUUGCCCAGCAAUUACAGAAUAAAGAUUUUUUUAAAAAUAA
This is a messenger RNA of Episyrphus balteatus (marmalade hoverfly), 1631 nucleotides long. It is a transcript of the gene Fkbp39, whose product is annotated as 46 kDa FK506-binding nuclear protein. Gene Ontology annotation, molecular function: macrolide binding; peptidyl-prolyl cis-trans isomerase activity. Lineage: Eukaryota; Metazoa; Arthropoda; Insecta; Diptera; Syrphidae. The record is from RefSeq and is a predicted model, not a curated record. Bases 193 to 1263 code for a protein of 356 amino acids. Gene Ontology annotation, cellular component: chromatin; nucleolus. The transcript is spliced from 3 exons.